UGAUACAGUGACGUCAGCACAAGGCCUCGCUGCUGUUGCUGCCGCAAAGUAGACACCACCUACAGCAAAAGCGGAAAGAACCCAUAUUUGUUGUUACAGAACUGGGGAAUUAGUAAAUAGUCUGCCGCUGAUGGGGCGUGAGAACGGAAUGUCUGCAAUAGCUGUUGCUUACUAAACUGAGCAAAACGGCGGCUCGUGGGGGCCAAGUGCAAACGGACUGCCCAGGGGAUGGGCUGCGGGUCUCCGUGAGCCCUCGGGGCAAUAUCAAAGGGGAGUGCGGAGUGGGAGCUCAGGCUGUGCACGUUUCUGCGUCCCCUACAUCCUCCCUAGUCUUAUCAGGCUUGGACUGCUGGUGGAGGAUGUCAGGCCGCCGUUGCGCCAUGGCUACGGGAUCGGCUGUUGGAGAUGUGAUCGCCUGUGGGGAACCUGCCCGGGAGCUGUUUGAGGCCUGCCGGAACGGUGACGUGGAGAGAGUUAGAAAGCUUGUGAGCACCGAGAAUGUAAACAGCAGAGACACCGCAGGCAGGAAAUCCACUCCGCUCCACUUCGCCGCAGGAUUUGGUCGGAAGGAUGUCGUGGAAUAUUUGUUGCAGAGUGGUGCAAAUGUCCAUGCUCGUGAUGAUGGCGGUCUCAUUCCUUUACACAAUGCCUGCUCAUUUGGUCAUGCUGAAGUGGUUAAUCUUCUGUUGAGGCAUGGAGCCGACCCAAAUGCACGUGAUAAUUGGAACUAUACUCCUCUCCAUGAAGCUGCCAUCAAAGGGAAAAUAGAUGUGUGCAUAGUUCUCCUUCAACAUGGCGCUGAUCCAACCAUCCGAAACACAGAUAACAGGACAGCUUUGGAUUUAUCAGACCCAUCAGCAAAAGCAGUGCUUACAGGUGAAUAUAAGAAAGAUGAACUCUUGGAAAGUGCUAGAAGUGGAAAUGAGGAGAAAAUGAUGGCUUUGCUAACACCCCUAAAUGUUAACUCUCAUGCAAGUGAUGGAAGAAAGUCAACACCCCUUCAUUUGGCUGCAGGUUAUAACAGAGUGAAAAUUGUCCAAUUGUUACUUCAGCAUGGGGCAGAUGUUCAAGCUAAGGAUAAAGGUGAUUUGGUGCCACUUCACAAUGCUUGCUCAUAUGGCCAUUAUGAAGUAACAGAACUUCUUGUGAAGGUUUUUUCUUUUAAUAUGUAA
Messenger RNA from Bombina bombina (fire-bellied toad), 1172 nucleotides. It is a transcript of the gene TNKS2, whose product is annotated as tankyrase 2. Bases 360 to 1172 code for a protein of 270 amino acids. NCBI's taxonomy places the organism in Eukaryota, Metazoa, Chordata, Amphibia, Anura, Bombinatoridae. The transcript has 8 exons. The record is from RefSeq and is a predicted model, not a curated record. Gene Ontology annotation, cellular component: cytoplasm; nucleus. Gene Ontology annotation, molecular function: protein binding.